UUCAGCCCAUUCUUUUUGCCAUCGGGAGCCAUGGUGUCUUCGAAAACGGCGGCGACGACAGCCUCACGCGCCAAGAAGCCGAAGGAGCAGCGGCUAAGCAAAGCCGACCGGUCUUCAUACUUCGCUAGAAGGGAAGCCGCGAAGGUCCUGCAGUGCGUUCUCCAAGGAGACGCUAAGCGGCGAGCCGUCGGCUCCAUCAAAUCGCUGGUCUAUAGCCCCUCGGUGAGGAACAAGAAGGCCACCUUCGCGCUCGUCUGUCAAACUCUGAAGCAUCUUUCAAUUAUCAAGGAUGUUUUGGACUCUGCUAGGAUUCUAAAUGCCAAGUGGAAGAGGCAAGAGGGAUUGAUGUAUAUAAUCACUUACGAUAUUCUAUUUGGGCAGGAAAUUUCAUCAGUUGGUGAUGCAGAGAAAUUUCUACUGCUUCAGAAAGAUGCUAUACAGUUAGCUCUAGCACGGCUUUUGGUGCGAAAGAAGGUGAAACGUGUUGAAGACUUGAUGGCUCUUUAUCAAAUUCCUGAUGUUUCAAAACCUCGUUUUGUUCGUGUAAAUACUCUGAAGUUGGAUGUUGAGUCUGCCUUCCACGAGUUAGGGAAACAGAACAUGGUUCAGAAAGAUGAUAUGGUUCCUGACUUGUUAAUACUCCCACCAGGUAGUGAUUUGCAUAAUCAUCCUCUGGUCAGAAAUGGUAGUGUUUUCAUGCAAGGGAAAGCAAGCUCAAUGGUGGCGGUAGCACUUGGGCCAGAGCCUGGAUGGGAGGUUCUUGAUGCAUGUUCAGCUCCAGGAAACAAGACCGUGCACCUUGCUGCACUUAUGAAUGGAAAGGGAAAGAUUAUAGCAUGUGAACUGGAUAAUGAAAGGGUUAAACGUUUAGAGGACACUGUCCGACUUUCUGGGGCUGCUAACAUAGAAGUUUUGCACGGGGACUUUUUAAACCUAAAUCCGAUGGAUCCAUCAUACUCAAAGGUUCGUGCUAUUCUCUUAGAUCCUUCCUGCUCUGGAUCUGGAACCACUGCCGAGAGAUUAGAUCAUCUGCUCCCGUCAUAUGCUGCAGGCGAUGCCACAGAUGUUGCUGGCACAGAAAGGCUAAACAAGCUUGCUGCUUUUCAAAAGAAGGCUUUGGAACAUGCAUUAUCUUUUCCAGCAGUCGAGAAAGUUGUCUACAGCACAUGCUCCAUCCAUCAAAUUGAAAAUGAAGACGUAAUCAAAUCUGUCCUACCCCUUGCUGCAUCACAUGGUUUUCAACUCGCAACACCAUUCCCUCAGUGGCCUCGGCGUGGCCUCCCUGUUUUUGAAGGCUCUGAACAUCUGCUUCGAACCCAUCCAGUUGAGGACAAAGAGGGCUUCUUCAUUGCUCUGUUUGUCAGAAAGAGCAUUGCCAGAAGCUUGGAACAGCCAAUCAAAACCCGUAAGAACAACAAGGUGAAAUCUGCCAAAAGAAAUGCAACCAUGAACCAUAAUAAAUCUGUGAUGCCUUUUCCUUUCACUAGACUGUCCAAAUUGUUGCUACAUUCUCAUCUGAGAUUACAGACUUACAAGAAACUAAAUCUGUCUACUUGAAAUACUCCCAAGACUAUAAAAUACUUUUCUUUUGCCUAUUAGACUCUUAUGUAACCCCAAAAGUUCAAAAUUCUUAAGGAAAUGUCCUUGAUCUCUUUGUUUUCCUGUUAUUGCUUCAAAUCCCUGUAAGUAUGCUCUUAUUUUGCUUGGAAUUGCUUAGGUAGGAAAACAACUUAUGAACUUACUUAUAAUAUAAGUAGAGGUACUCCAUUGAUAGGAUGCUCAAAACUACAUACUGAUAAAGAAAGCCUGAGCUUCAUCACUAGAAACCACACACACAACCAUGGUCCAUACUUAAACCUAUUAUCCACCACAUUUUUUACCAUAAAAUCCACCAAAACCCCAAGGAUCUUAGGCGAUCUUCACCUCAAUGGUCUUGGGUUUCUUGGGCUCCGGCGGAGGCAACUUCUCCACUGUGACGGUCAACACCCCAUCCUGACAAAUCGCGGAGAUCUUGUCAGUAUUGGCAUUCUCAGGCAACACAAACUUCCUCAUAAACUUCCCCACCCUUCUCUCCAUUUUUACAUACUUGGCGCCUUCCUUCUCCUCCUCGCGCUUCCUCUCUCCGCUGAUCACCAGCACAUUGUCGUCCUCCACCUGCACCUUGAUGUCGCCGGACUUCAGCCCCGGCAUGUCGAUGAUGAAGGCGUAGGAAUUGGGGUACUCCUUGACGUCCGCCGGCGUCGCAGCCAUGGCCUUAGCAUCGCGGACGUAGGUGCGAGUGGGGGCGCUGACGGACUUGUCGGAGUCGUCGGCGGCGUCGAGCAUGUGUUGGAGGGCUGAGAAGAGUGGAGAGUCGAGGCCAAUCAUUCUCAAAUCCAUGUUGGGUUUCAGAGAUUCGUUGGUGUGAGACUAUGAACAACUACAACUGCUGAAUCGGAAACGCUUGAAUGUU
Molecule: messenger RNA, 2452 nt
Organism: Vitis vinifera (wine grape)
Lineage: Eukaryota; Viridiplantae; Streptophyta; Magnoliopsida; Vitales; Vitaceae
Product: 25S rRNA (cytosine-C(5))-methyltransferase NSUN5
Exons: 13
Coding region: 31-1557 (508 amino acids)
Biological process (GO): rRNA base methylation
Cellular component (GO): nucleolus
Molecular function (GO): methyltransferase activity
Source: RefSeq, a predicted model, not a curated record